CACCUCCUUACUGACAGCAAGCAAGAGCAGCUUGUAUAUACUUUGAACUUGUAUAUACUGGUAACGCGUGACAUUAUAUACACGGCAAGUUUGUAUAGAAACCCAGGGGUAACACACAGAGUUUGUAACUUUUCACAUGCGUGGCAUAAACAUAGCCAAAGUACUUGAAUGUACUAUAUAUAUAGUCUCAUAGAGACACAAAAACACACAAAAAUAGAUUAAGAAAUUCACUAGUCUUUAGGCAUAAAGCCACACCUACUUUACCUGUUCUUAUAUGUUUAUCAACAAACACUUAACAUACAUAUUUCUAUACUUAUUCACUUGCUGAUGUUCCACACGAGGAUAUGGGGUCGGAAGAAGAACUACUGAAAAUUGGAAGAAAGCUGGAGAAGAGAGUAAAUGGAGGCAGUACGGUGAGAUGAUAAGAACCUGUGGGAGUCUGUUUUUUUUUGGGGGGGAGGGGCAAAAUUACCAGGUGGUAGCCAUGAUAAGCAGAGGGGCAUUUAAAAUUACGGUUGUGCAAUGAAAGUAAGAAAGCAUCUAGAUGGCUAGAGGGGGGGGCGGGGGGUGAAUAGAUAGUGAGGGUUAAGAAAUGAAUGCUGUAAAGAAUGUAUGUAAAGGAAAAUGAUCAGGAAAGAAUUAGUGAGAAGUGUCAAAGAAAUAGUUGAAGAAUAUAAAGAAGCAGUGGAGAAAAUUCACUCGCUUUUUUCCCCUAAGGACCAUAUUUUGGAUCUACUAAAGGAACUACAGAGAUUUCAGAUGACUGUUCCUCUUUUGCGGGUAAGAGCAACUUCUUCCAUGAUGUAUUUUAAUUAACAGAUAGAUGUAAGAGGACAAUUGUUUGUGUGAAAUGUAACUAAACUGCCCAACGACUCUCUACUUACAGCGCACUAGGAUUGGCGUGACUGUGAACAAGCUGAAAAAGAGGAAUGAUGAGCAGGAAAUUGGAGAUCUUGCCAAAAACAUCAUCAAGGCCUGGAAGAAACUGCUCGGUGAGUCCAAUUUAGAUUGAUGUGAGAAGUGUUAAGGAAGAAGAAAAUGUUAGCUUUUAAGAUCUGAAAACAAAAGUAAAAAUCUGGCUUAAGCCCUAAAUAGUAACAACUAUCCUAGAAAAAGUUAAAUGUUUAUGCUGUUUGUCCCAAAUUUAGUGGUUUGUGUGCAUUUAGUCUAGUUCUUAAAUAAUAUAGUGAGAAUUUAAUAUUUGUACUGAUGAAAUGAAGGAUGAUUAGCUUGUUAAAAUAAAGAGACUCUUAAAUAUUUAUAAUUGAACUCUGUCCCAAAUAUGAUAUCAUUAGAUAUCAUUCUACAAGGAAUGACUAUAUUCUAUGUAUCCCAUAUCAAUACAUUUAUGUAUGUUAGCUGUAUGAAUCACAAAGGUAUGAAAACAGGAAAGGGAGAUGUAAAUUAAUUUGAAGCAAACAAGAACAAGAUCUAGUCAUUUCAAGAAUCUAAGGCACUGCUAAUGUUAGAAGAGAACUAAGUAAACUAUCAUCCUUAAUGUUGCAUACAUUUUUUUAGUAUUUGUACAUAUAUGCACUGAGGAUGAUGGUAAAGUGGUUAGGUAUGGCAAGUGGCAAGUAGGUAUAUGCACCAGCAGGUAGGGUGGAAUUGUAUUGAUAGGUGUUGGGAAUAGUAUUGAGUGAAAAAGAAUGUACUGGGAAAACAUUCAUCAAAAUGCAUAUAUUACUUUCUCUCUGUGGCAUUCUAGACUCCUCAUACAAAGAAAAAAGCACCACGACAAACACCCAUCUGGAAUCUCCACCUCGUGCAGAAAUGACCAGGUUGGUGAUACUUAUAAACCAGUUAAUAUUGAUCCUGGGUCGUAAUCUUUUCUUUGUGUCUUGUUGCCCUGUUAUAAGACUACCUUUCUUUACCUUAUUUUCCAUGACAGGCCUCAUACAUCUCCACAAAACAAGCUGCAUCCAGAAAAUCCCAGGUAUCUUCCCCAAAUUUGAUCAUAUGCCAACAGCAAUCUUAUGGAAGGCUUAGCAUGGACAGACUGUGGUCAGUAUAUCAGUACCACAGUUAGUGGUGUGCCUCAUAAGAACAGGCGGCAAUCAAUAGAUUUUAUUACAUGAUGCUUGUGUUCUGCAUGGGAAAAUAUCUGUCUUUAAUACAUACCAUUAUAUGUGGUCAAUUUUCAUAGUCAUCACAUAACAGUAUAUAAUAACCCUAUUUAUGAACAUAGUAUAUUCACACAGGGCUAUUUUGUUAAAGAAAUGAUUUAUCUGUUGAUCCUUUGCUACAAAUUGGUGGAUAUAAAAAUAUUGUACGCCUUAUUUUACAAUACUCCUCAGAAGUACAAAGAUUGUAACAUAAAGACAUGCUAAUAUGUUACUUAAGGGUAUUUGUAACAAAUCUACUGGCAUUUUUGGUAAUGUUCAUUUUCAAGCAGAAUACAACAAUCUCUCAAAGGGAAUAAAAGGCUGAAAAUAGUAUGAAAUAAUUUGAGCAUCAGGUUUUUUCACGAACAUCGUCCUGCUGGAUGCUCUUUAAGAUCUUUUCACAUUUUUAUCCUUGCCGACUCCUAUAACAUUUUUGUGAAAAGGAGGUUUUGCCAUUUACAGUUUGUCUGCACAAGGAUGACUGAAUUGAGCUCCUUCUGAGAAAUAGUUUGUCAGACAGAUAAAAAUCAGCACUGGAGACGUGUUCUUUAUUUUAAUAGGUUUAGUUUUGUAUUGCAAUGCAAAAUGAAGUUGGUUCACCUUGAAUGUCAUUAACAAGUUGGUUUGUUUUCAUUUUGUGCAAAUAAAUUGACUUUAAGCCAAAAGGAAGUAAAUUGGUCAAUAUUGUAAUAUGCCCAGCCUUUAGUAAGUAACAUUUCCAUGGCUCUGUUAUUGCAGGUGAUGUGUGAAAUAACACAAAAUGAUUAGUUAUUGUUUACUUUGGGUUGCUAGAACAAACAAACAUUAAAGGAACACUAUAGGGUCAGGAACGCAAACUUGUAUUCUUGACCCUAUAUUGUUAAAACCACCAUCUAGCCCUAUGUCCCCCCUUGCCUCCUUAAAUAUAGUAAAACCUCACUUGUAUUCAGGUGCUGCCUCUGCCUCUGUCCUGUUUGCUGACAUCAUCAGAAGUGGUCGCAGUCAAUCCCAAUGCUUCCCAAUAGGAUUGGCUGAGACUGUCAAGUAGGCAGAUCAGGGGCAGAGCUAGCACAAGUCAAACACAGCCCUGCUGAAACAAUGCAUCUCUAUGAGGAAAGUUCAGUGUCUCCAUGCAGAGGGUGGAGACACUGAAGGGUAGUGCAGCACUGCCCCUGGAAGCCCCUCUAGUAGCCAUCUGAGGAGUCUCCAGUGGAGUAAUCAUUAGACUGUAAUGUAAACAAAUUGGCAUGCUGGGACAUCACAGCAGUAUUUCCUCUGUUCCAUGAUCCCCAUUUCCUCCCCCAUAAAUAUAAAUCAGAAAGCAAGACCUACCUGAGGUGGAGCAUACCUUAAUAUGGCUGCUCCUUUUAUUCUGUGGCAUUUAUGUGUGUGGGCAUGCUGAAACGCAGCAGGCGUCAUCUUGGCUUAGGCCCGCACACAUGUGUUUCUUUUUAACCCCUGCAAUUACAUUCCGUGUAUAAGACGACCCCAAAUUUUAGACUUAAAAAAAUUAGAAAAAACAUAGUCUUAUACAUGGAAAUAUACCAGAAUAGGGAGCCAGGGCCGGACUGGCCCCCCGGGAUACCGGGAAAUUUACGCGGCACCUGGGGGCUGCCACAUAGGUGCCACCGGGUGGCUGGUCCGGUGGCACUCAGAGGGGGACGGCCGCGUUCCAGGCUGGAGCCGCCGGGCCGGGUGGCAGCUUCGCCGGUCCGGUGGCACUCCUAUCACUGAUGAUGCCGAUGGCUGAAGGAGGAGUAUGUCUACCAUGCUCCCUCGCGGUUCCUGUGCUGGGGAUUGUGGGAACUGCGAGGGAGCAUGGUAGACAUGCUCCUCCUCCUUCAGCCAUCAGCAACAGCAGUGCCGCUGGACCGGCGAGGCUGCCACCUGGCCCGGCGGCUCCAGCCUGGAACGCGGCCGGCCCCCCUGACUCCUCUAGGUAAGUGGGGGGGGGGAAUAAAACAGAGAGGGGGAAUAAAGAGAUGCUGGCGGGAGAGACACAGGGAAAGGGGGGAGGAAGAGAGAAGGAGGGGGAGGAAAGAGAGAUGGGGAGGAGGGAGAGACACGGGGAAAGGGGGGAGGAAGAGAGAUGGGGAGGAGAGAGAGACACGGAAAGGGGGAGGAAGAGAGAUGGGGAGGAGGGAGAGACACAGGGAAAGGGGGGAGGAAGAGAGAUGGGGAGGAGGGAGAGACAAAGAGGAAGAAAUAAGAGAGACACACAAGGGGAGGGGGAGAAAGAGGCAGAGGGGGAAGAGAGAGACAAAGAGGGAGAAAUGAGAGACACACACAAGGGGAGGGGGAGAAAGAGGCAGAGGGGGAAGAGAGAGACUGGGAAGGAAAGGGGAGACAUUGACACAGAGGAGCAGUGAGGGGGAAAGAGAAACAUACAGAGUGACUGGGGGAGACAAAAAGGCACACAGAGGGGCUGGAGAUAAAGAGACACACAUAGGGGCAGUAUAUAUCACUGGUGGAUGGGGGGCAACAGGGAAAUCCCCCCCCCCACAAGGCUUUCCCCUGCCGGCCCAUCUUCCUCCCCGUUCCGCAGGCACCGUGCGGGCAGCUGGCAGGGGAGGAAGAGAGGACCCGGGGCAACGCUCCGGCUCUCACGAAGGUGAACUCUUGCACUGGAGCUAUGGUCUAGAGUUAACUCUCACCACUUCCUGGUGGUCGCAGUAGUGAGAGUGAACUCUAGCCCCAUACACACACUGCCCUCACACACACACCAUACACAUUCACACACUGCCCCCACACACACACCAUACACAUUCACACACUGCCCCCACACACCCACACACUCAACCUUUUACACACAUUGCACCACUCACACAUUGCACCACGUCUCCUAUACCCUACUACAGCCCCAUAUCCCAGCAGACUCCAAGUAAGUUGUCAAACUGUUCUUAAACGGUUUGACUACUUACUCUGGGAGGGGGUCCCGACACUCCUGGCACAAUAACCACUACACAGAUGAGUAGUGGUUAUUGUGCAUGGGAUAUUUAUUUAAAUAAUCUACAAGUGCCCCUCCCGGUAUCAGGCUCUGGAUCCGCCACUGGUAUAUGACAUGUAUAUUAAUGUGUGUAUUAGUUAUAUAUAUUAUGCCUAUUAUAUUUACACAUAUUAAUGUACAUUUAUAUAUGCAUAAUGCACAGAGAAAUGUCAUUAAUAUGUACCAUAUGUAAUGAGCAGAUAUUGGCCCAGUCUUGUUGCUAGGUGCAUACUCCAGCACAAUAACAUAUUUAAAGUGAAGAGCACACCCACAGGACUUCAAAAUAAACAUUUUUUACAGUUGUGCCCUACAUACAUUCACCAUUUCAGUCCCAUUAACAAGCUUUCCUUAAUAUGUCAAGGUAGUUGGACUGAAACAUUGAUUACAUGCAAAGGCACGUCUGCUUAAAAUAAAUCUGCACUUUUGUUCAUUUUGAAGCCUAUGAGUGCUCUUUUUACGUUGGAGUACUUUUUAAUUUUACGUUAUCUGUUCUAACUCUGCAUCUGCACACUAUGCUGGCGCGACGCAUUAUGGGGCUGGUAAAUAUUUUUUUUCCAGUGCUGCUUUUAAUUCCCAGUUCCCAUGUAGGGAGCUAUUUGCUAAACACAACUCCCUCCAUAAAUUGGUACCCUUAAAGGGACACUAUAGUCACCAGAACCACCACGGCUUAAUGAAUUGAUUCUGAUGUCUAUAGUCUGUCCCUGCAGGCUCAGCAAUGUAAACAUUGCAUUUCCUGAGAAAAGGCAGUGUUAACACCGCUGCUUAGGGCCACCACUAGUGACUGUCAAUGUUUACAUGAUUAUAGAAGGGUCCUGAAUAAGGUACCCUCCCUCUCUAGAAAUCCCCUGGCACAACUGAAACUCAUAAUUUAAGCAAAGUAGAUUUCAUUUGUGAAUCUUACUGUAUCUCAUACUACUGUAUAUGGCCAGUUAAAUUGUAUUUGAUAGCUGAGACAGUAACACAAAAGUUUAUACAUUAGCUCGAAAGCUUGUAUCCCAUCUGCCAGCCUGAAAUUUUGUUUUGUUGUUUACAGUUGCAUUAUAGACUUUUUUGUUUUAUAUUGUGAGCCUUGUUUUCAUGUGCAACAGAUGAGGACUUCUAGGCAUCACAUUUUUUACAGUUUUAUUUGUUUAUUUUAUAGCAGUUUGGGAAUGCUUCCUUUACUUUCCUAACAUUAACUAGCGGUGGACAUACGCAGAUAUGAAUGUGGGAAAACAUAUGGUGUCAGACACCAUAAAACCUCUUUUGCACUAGCAGGCCAUUAAGACAAUGGGAAAUAAUUCACUCAAAGCAUUAGAAUCUCCUUUCUGAGAUUGCAGUCCUGUUAUUGACAUGGAACUGCAACAAAAAACGUAAUGGAGAAAUGAGUUAUCAGUUCGAAGCAUUCAUUUUUGUUAUCAGAAUGCUUUAAAACACACCACAGGUAAUCCACAGACAUUACUGCUAAUCUUGCUUAUACCAUUAUAAUGAAGUGUGCCAAAACUAUUAUAUGUCAUUUAGGAUGAUGUCACUGAACUUCAUUCCUAAUUUCAUUUGCAGUGGAUGCCCUGACAACUUUCUCCAACCAGACAAUAAACCACUCAUCUCUAAGGAUGCAAAACUUAAAAGGUACAAAGAGAAAAGCAGAGAGUAGAUGCAGUAAAUAUAUCAAUGUAAAUGUUUAAUGUAUUACCACAGAAAAUGCCAUGGGCUAAUGGAGGGAUGAGCUUUUAUGAUACAUUCAGCAUGCAGGUUAUCAUACUAAAUAUUGUGAACAGAAUUUGCUAGAAAUACUCUCAUAGUAUUUGGAAACUGACAUUAACCCCUUAAGGACCAAACUUCUGGAAUAAAAGGUAAUCAUGACAUGUCACACAUGUCAUGUGUCCUUAAGGGGUUAAACAUGUAAUUUUAUCAUUUAAAACCACAAAAGCACAACAUUCAAGAAUAUUACAAAUAUAAUGGUAAAACAUGUGUUUUCUCCCUUUCAAAUAGCAUACAUACAUAUUAAAUUGAGAGGUGGGAUCAGUUUACACAAUGUGGAAAAGACAAUCAUCAGCCAAUGGUCGGCAUGUUGACUGUUUGUAACAAUAUUCAGACAGAAAUUGCAUUUUUAUAGCUCACUCAGUAGCAGUAUGAUUAGCACUAGAUGGCUUUUCCAAUGAGCAUACAUUAUUGAUUCAUUGUGAGUAGUAAUAACAGUCUGGUUUAAGAAUAAAAUGCUACAUAGUUUGGUGUAACACACUACAAUAUAAAAGUAUGCAUGCACAGCACGAUGUGUAAGUGUGAUAUAUUGGUAUGGAGUAUGAAUAGUACAUAGGAGCAGUAGGUUUCAUACUUUGAAGCUAUAUGUUUUGCAUAGUGUGUUUGAUAUUCAGGAGCAAUACGUAUGGUGUACUGACACAAUUAGUAUGUAAGUAUGGCACAUAACACAAGUAUAUAUCUUACAGAGUUUUGUUUACAGUGACUCUGUUUUGUAGGAGACAUUCUGCUGAUAUUCAGUCCACACCAAAGAAACAAGAAAGGUGAGCAUAUACAUGAAAAUAAAGCAGUUGCAACUGGUGAGGUUUUAAGAUUGUGGGGUGCCAGUCUCCCGCCUCUUUGCUCUGUAACCAUCAUCUUCUGGCCUCUGUGAUCUGUCCACUUAAAAUAAUUUACUCAAUCGGUAAUAGUAGUACUCAAUACACAUAGCUGCAUACAAUACAGAGUUGUCUUUACAAAACUCAGAGCUAGGUAUAAAGAGACUGAAUUUGGACCGAAAAUUAUGUUUACAAAUAGGCUAAUAAAGAUUUCUACCGUCCACAAAUCAUAAGGAAUUCACUUAUGACGUGGACCAAUACAAUUAAUUUAUACCUAUAUAUACUUACCUCUCCCACGCCUUGUUGCCCUGUUGUGCUUCUAUUAGCCCAAGAGUGCAUUCUAAUUUUGUCUAUUUACUCGAUUCUUCUAAUCUCUGGUAUCCUUUGACCUUUGCUUGUUAUAACGUUGAUACGUAUUUCUCCUGUCCUUGACCUCGGUAUUUUCUCGGACUCCUCUACAGUUAACCCGGCCACUGUAAGGAACGAUAUACGAAUUGUCUAUUUAUUGUGUUAUAGUCUGCACGUUUAGGUUCCACACUGAGCCUGACAUGUACAUAGGAAUAUGCAUAGAAUUUACAUAAGCCAGGCUGGACUCUUACUACAAAGAGUCCCUGAGCACAUCAAUGAAGAUUAUGGGCACUGGGCAGCUGAGCUUACACUAUGCAAUAUGCAAUAGGACGUAUUAACACUAUUAAUGACAGGUGUAUAUAUAUAUAUAUAUAUAUAUAUAUAUAUAUGAUAAUCCUCAUUAACGGGUCCUCUAUCAGAGGCUUUGAAGUCUGAGGCUUUUGCGCAGUAUGUUAGCUAGAAUGGCACUCUUCUGGAUAGAGAACUUAGGAAUCUGCUGAAGCCACUCUCCCAACCUGGAAGUUACUGCCCGAGUGCUUCUUUCACAACUGCGAUUACUACUGCCUUCACUCCCCAUAUCCAUUCUAUCACGUCUUUUAGUCCUGGUAUUUGUCAACCUUCUCAUGUUCCUUCUUCUUGAUACAAUGGUGACUGGGUACUACAACAUCCACUACCGCCUUUCGUUCUUUGUCUAGCAUCACAACGUUAAGUGGGUUGGCCAGUACUUGCUGGUCUGAACAGGUUCCCACAGGAUCUUAUACCUGUCAUUCUAAACUACCCUUUGUGGUAUCUCGCACCUGGGAUUAUUCUGUGCAGAUCCCAGCAGGGUUCACAAUACCAGCAAUUUGGUUGUGCCUCUCAGUGUAUGGUGUCCCUUCUAGCAUCUUGCACCUGGCAACUAUGUGCUGAAUUGUUGUUGCGGCUCCCGGCCCGCCACAUGGCGCAGCCGUGCCUGACCGGCACGACCUCGCCGAUAUUGCGAGCUUACCUGCGAGCCCGCGAGCUGGGAACCGCUCCUCUGCGUCUCCUGGGCGUUGCGCAAAUCAUGACGUCAACGCACACACACGUUCUGGGGUCAGAGGUCACCCUCUGACCAAUCAGAGCCCAGAGAGGGAUAUUUAAAUCCCUAAUUCACUCCAGUUCCUUGCUCUGUCGUGGUUUCCUGUUCCUGGUUCCCGAGAGUGCGUUUAUCUUUGUGAAUCUGACUUCCUGGUAUCUGAUCUUGGCUUUUCCCUGGUUUUUCCGAAUUCUGGUUCCCCUGACUUGGCUUGUUUAAAUGGUAUCUGAGUAUUUCUGGCUUCCUUGACCUCGGCUUUCCCUUUGACCAUUCUCUAUCUCUAGCGUAUUAGUCCGGCCAUUCUAAGGUCCGGUUUACGCUCUGUCCUUUUAUUUCCUUUCCUUUUAUAUGUAUAUGUUUACAUAGUUUCUGCAUGUUGGACCACACUAGCAGCCGUGACAAUUGUCUAGGAGGCCUAUUUGAAGAGUCUGCACCUUGGAACCUGUCUGUUGUGGUAGACCUCUACUUCUACUUCUACUGAUCUGGUGCUACAAUUUUUGCAGUAUGGCCAGGUACAUUAUCCAGAUGAAAGAAGCCCCUACCAUCAGGGAACACCAUUGCCAUGAAAGGGUGUAUGUGGUUUUCAAAAACCUCUAAGUAUGUUGCUGUAAGAAUAACACAUAAAUAACACAUAAAUGCCAGGACCUAAGGUUUCCAGCAGAACAUUGCCCAGAGCAUACAACUGCUUCCAUCAGACAACCUUCUUCCAGUAGUGCAUUUUGCUGCAAACCUUUCCCUAUUUUUCCUGCUUCCAACCAAUCAAAUUCAAGAACUGACGGUACACUUGCUGCCUAAUAUAUCCCACCCCUUGACAGGUGCCAUUGUACCGAUAUAAUCAAUGUUAUUCAUUUCACCUGUCAGUGGUAUUAAUGUUGUGACUGAUCAGUGUAUUUACAAAUACUGAGGUUAAGUACAUCCCGACGUUAAAGCGUGUUAUGCUGUCAUACAAAUAGAGGGCUUUAGUGCCGUUAGGGAUGUAUACAAUGCCCUAAAGGUUUGACCCUUUCUCCAGCCCAAAUACUUACCCUCUGCUCUGAUCGCGAUCAGGGGUCAUGCCUAACAACCCAGACAGUCCUCUGCACCCAAUCCAGCCAAGCUGAGUAAUGUGAUUGAUGUGAUACCAUGAUCACAUUACUCAGAAUGGCUGGAUUGGCUGCAGGGGAACUGCUUGGCUUGUCAUUUAGGUCAUACUGGACUUCUUAAUUUGCAAACUUUAUUUACCAAUGUUCAGUAACUUUACAGUAUCAUCAAUGUUUCAUUCCUCAUCUGGACUUUCAUCAGAAUCCUGUAAAGUUACUGAACAUUUGUGAAUAAAGUUUGCAGAAUAAGAAGUCCAGUAAGUGCCCUUCUUCGAGUGUAUGUAUUGUUAAAAGGUUGGAGGAGCACCUUGGAAAGUAAAACUGAAGAGUGAGUGCAGGGUGGUGUUUUUUGUUUUAUAUAUAUAUACAGUAUAUAUAUAUAAAAAAUUUCAGUCUAAGUGUAUUUUAAAAUUAAAAAUUCAGUUGAUGAUCUUCGCUUUCCUAAAUACCGCUAUGGAUGAUCCUCCACUGAAAUGGAUGUACAUAUAAUUUCUACACUUGUAGUUAUCUCGUAUCUCAGCCCUGCCUCACAAUGUUUUCUAACACUCCUGAAUCUUUAGGAGGUUAUCACUCAGCUCUUCAGUCUCAUCCUCUUCUUCCUCUAAGAGCAACAAAGAGGAGAGGUAAGGUUUUUUUUUUAGGGUUCAGUUAUUAGUAUGCAGGGGUAAAUUAAUUACAACCAAGUCUCUAUCUUUCGUAUUUUCAAGGAGGCAAUCGCUUGGUUCCCCCACUGUGACAACUCCUAAAACACCCAGCAAACCAGUUACUGAUGACAAAGAUGACAGGUAAUAGUAUUGGCUGAUAUGGGAUUGCAUAAUAAUCAACGUGUGAGACAAUUACCUCCGUCCUUAAUGGGUUAACGGGGGAGAAAAAUUAGAACAUUUUACACUUACAUUUGGCAGGAUCCUGGAACUGCUAUUGCUGUGCUCUCUCUCUGGUAUUUCCAAGAUGGCUUCAUUCCCUGGUACAUUUAUGCCACCUGAAAAGAGAGGCUAAUAGCAUGUCUCUAGUCAUGGGUAGCUACCAGCUGGCACUGCUACCUAAAAGACAAUUCAAUGGGAGGCCCCUGCAUUACCUUCUUAACCCCUUAAGGAUACAUGACAUGUGUGACAUGUCAUGAUUCCCUUUUAUUCCAGAAGUUUGGUCCUUAAGGGGUUAAAGGAGACUACACAUUUUCAAAACACGCUGAAACAGGACAAAUUUUAAAUCUGUCCAAUCUUCUGACAUGCCCAGUUGCUCUCAAGAAAGCUUUUCCAGACAGCAUCUGCAGUGAGGAACCCUGCAGAACUAAACCCUAUGACAAAAAAACACAGAUUGUUUUUUACACACAAAUAGGUCAUGACUGAAGUUCCCUAAUCUACUUUUGUCCAUAUUUUUUAGUUUACUGCUUCCACCCAGAAAAAAAUAAAAUAUCUUAGUGAUCCUUAACUACUGCCAGUAAUUUUUUUCAAUGUAAAAACUAGUGGGGCGCUUUCCUAAAUGUCUCUAUGGAUGAUCCUCCACUGAAAGGUAGGUUCAUUUAAUUUGUACACUGCCUCACAAUGUUUUUUCAAAUACUUCUCAAUCUAUAGGAGGUUAUUUUUCAGCUCUCCAGCCCCAGUCUCGUCUUCCUCUAAGACUUUCAGCAACAAAGAGGAGAGGUAAAGGCUCAGUUUUUUUGUUAUUAGUAUGCAAGGGUAAAUUCUUACAACUAAGUCUCUGUCUUUGAUCUUUUUAAGGAGGCAAUCUCUUGGUUCCCCGACUGUGACAAUUCCUAAAACACCCAGCAAACCAACUGACGACAAAGAUGACAGGUAAUAAUUGAAAACAAGAGAAAAUCUCAAUGUAUCUUUCCUGUUAAAAUAUUUUAUAAAUAAAUAAAUAGUACUUCCUGAUAUGGGUUUGCAUAAUCAUCCACAUGUUUGUCAGAGUAGUAAUAUGUUGCAUGUAGAUGAUUGUUUUAUUCUAAAACUAACCUCCUUACUAAACUGUUCUUUGUACAUUCUCUGCCAAUAUUAUUCUCUUUUUUAGGAUACAUUCUCUAAAUUCUCCCAAUCAAGCAGUCCAUAAAGCAAAUGUAAAACCAAGAACUGACACUAGAGAGGAAAGGUGAGAACACCAACUGUUAUAAUUAGAGAAAACCUCCCAGUUCAUAGAGAUGAACAAACCUCCAUAAAACAGUCAUAACUGGGCAGAUUGCUAAUGUUCACAUAAUAGCUUGCUCGCCACUUAAUAACUGAGAAAUAUUUCGGAGGUUGGAUAACUAUUAUUUAUAUACUUUUUUUCUCUCCCGAAUCUACACAACUCUCUGCCUUGAUAAUCUCUUUGCAGGAAACAAACUCUAACUUAUCCAACUCCUGGAGCUAGCAAUCCAUCCAGCAAACCAACAGCAGACCACAAAAAGGAAAGGUAAGAGUGAUAAACUUCAUCAAAAUUAGAAGUGGAAAGUAACAACUGGUGAACCUUACUGAGGAUAAUAAUAUCUGAGUGAAUACAGUAGGAAAGAAGAAACAAAAAAUACAUUGACAGUUAUGGAAUGAGAAGGCUAGAAGAAGAACUAUUUAGUACACUAUGCAGUUAUAUAUAAAAAAAUUUAAACUAAUAAAAUCUGUAUUUAACCCCUUAAGGACCAAACUUCUGGAAUAAAAGGGAAUCAUGACAUGUCACACAUGUCAUGUGCCCUUAAGGGGUUAAACUUUUGAGUGUCAAUAAGUUGAUCUUAUUUAUCAAACACUCUAAACAAUAGGAAUAACUGCUCAGGAGACACGAUUCAAUGUUGCAUUGUCAGCCCAAUCCUAAAGCAAUCACACAGUCAAAAGAGCGUGACUGUAAAGGGUAUUGCUUCCAUUCUGAAUGGCAGCACACUGCUCUGCUUGUUAGAUCCUACUAUCUCAUCCUGGAGAGUGUGAUGAGCUGGCUGCCUGCAAACUAACAAUAAUUAUAUCAUAUAAUUGAAAGCUCUUGCUUAAUAUAUUUAGCCCUUGCUUCUUUUUACGGUGUCCUCAGGUAUAGAUUGUGUCUGUUUUUCACAAUCUUUAAUUAUGGUAUAGUUCCAGUUAAGACACUAUUGAAACAGUGGUAAUAACAGUCAUCUCUCUACAGAUAUAUUUCAAGGUAUUGGUCUGGUUUAACGUGGUACAUAUAUCAAAAUCAAAAACUUCAGUAAAAAUAUCAGUGCCAAGGCAGCAGUCAUGAUGUAUAGCCUCAGUUUCAUGAGGGUACCCCUCCUGUUCAGCCCUCUAUAGCAGGCAAACUCACCCUAGCUUUCUUUAUGUCUAUUCGUUACCUUCCUCUUCCCUCUCUAAUAGGGCAAUCUAAAAUAAAAGUAAAGCGAGGAGAGAGGUAACCAGUUGCUUAUUUCUGGAUACUUUCUUUCUGCUAUAAAUUCGACCUCAAUGAUCCCCCCUUCCCCGAAAGAGACAAAUUACUCCCUUCUCAACCCCCAGCCCAAGAUUUAGGAGACUGCCACACUCCAUUCAUGAUGUUAUCAAAAAGGAAUCUGCCUCUCCAUCCCUAGCUGCAUAUGUUACAAGAUCUCAAGUCACAAGACCACCAAAAUCUGCAAAUCAGUACCAACCUCAGAACCGCAUCUCCAGUAUGUCACAGAUUUUGCCAGUGUUCUGUACCAGCAAGUGAUUUAUUUACAAUUUAGUUCUUGUAUUUUGGUGCUGAGUGUUCCUUGGUGGGCUAGGAGAUGGAUCUUCUCCCAUUUGCGUUCAGUAAAUUUAUAUACUUGCUUUGACUUCACUUUGAUUUCAUACUUUAGUAAAUAACACAGAGUUUUUAAAAUGAAAGACACAUUAAAUCCAUAUACAUCUUGCCUUUUACUGUUCAGAGGCCUAUCUAUUAAAAUACUUCCAACUAAAUUAGUGAAGGGUUGAAAUUGAAGGAUACUGCUAUUUAAGACAAAUGGUCCAGUGACCUGAUUUCUCUUGCAAAUACUGAAACACUUUUGAGGUCAUUGAAGCAACCGAAUGUGGACAAAUUGCAAACCUUAAACACUCUAAGCACAAUAAUAACUUUAUCCUAAUAAAGUGUUUUUUGUGUAUAGAUUAUGCCCCUGAAGUCUCACUGAUCAAUUCUCUAACAUUGGGAGUUAAAUCACUUUCUUUAAACAGUCCUAUAUACACCGCCCCUAUGUAUGUGACUCACACAGUCUCACCUACACACUUCCUCUCUACACAGUUACUGAAAAAGUAGUCUAUUUGUUAACUUCCAUUAUUGCACAGAGUGUUUAAUUUAGAAUUUGUUAACUUCUGAUGUGCUAAUAGCCCGCUAGAGCCUUUUGUGUGUGAGUAUAGUCCAGAGUAGGAGAUAUAUUUUUCCAGAAAGCUGUGUGAGUCACAGACAUUGAUGGUAUGGCUAGGGCUACAUAUAUGUGAUUUAACUAAUAAAUGGCAGAGAAUUUAGUAUCGAAACUGCAGGGACAUGAUCUGUGCACCAGAACUGCUUAAUCAGGCUAACGUUUUAGUACUUAAAUUUUUCUUUUUACGUAAUGGUUAGCUCACAUCUAAUCAAAGAAGAUAUAUAUGGUAUGAUAUGCAUGGUAACAGUGUAAAAGAAACAACAUUUCAUACAGUCUGCUUUGUUACUUUUUAUUACCGUAUCUGAGUCUCCUAAAACCUUUUUUUUUCUGUCAUACUAUCUCUGCAGGCGACACUCUGUUAGUUCUCCCACUAAUACAGCACGCACUACCUCAAGCAAACCAGUCACAGACCACAAAGAGGAGAGGUAAGAGUGUUAGAUCAGGAUAAGAAGUGAAGACUAAAAACUGAUUUUGCUUUGUUGGAGUAAUAAUUUGUUUUUAAAUAAUGGUUGGGAAUAAAUUGCAGAGAAUAGAGCAAACAGCAUAGAAAAGCAGUAAAGUAAAACUAUAGUGCCUGGAGCAUUAUCUAGUAUGAAUAUCCCAGAUGAACAAGAAAAUUUAAGUACCAGUAGUUUGAUCUAACUUUUCAUGCAUUUUAAACUUUGUUAAAAGAAAGACUUAACAGGUAGCUUUUAAAGUGGUCUAAAAAUGAUCUUCACUCAAUAGAGCUGCACACCACAAUGAUUCCUUGAUGGAGUGACAGGGAGCAGGGCAGAGCAGAUCUACUGAUCUCCCUCCUAGCUCAAAAAGUACACAGCUGAAGGUCCAAAACCAGGCAUGGGUCCACACAGGCCCUCCAGGGUGGAGGGGAGCAUUCUUUGAAUGGUACUCAUUUGGGUGUCCUUUGAGAGCUGUAGCCACUGACACAAUAAAAAAGGAGAAAUAGCAAUAUCAGAGAGGGCAGCCAUUUUCCAGUGAGAGCCAGAGGGGUGAUAUUGAUAGAAAUGAAGAGGAUGUGUGUAGCUGUAUAUUUUAGUUUACAGCAGACAGAACUGGCAAUCCAGAGUGCACACUGAACAUCAUAUGACUUCCCCAGCAAAGAGAGUGUAAGGUGCUGGGAACUCCCACAUCCUCUAGAUUGCAAGCUCAUUUUAUAAUAGGUUAUUCCAAGCACCGUGACCAUUAAAGUGUUCUGAAGUGGUAAUGGUGCUUGGAGUCCCUUUUGAGCAGCGUUUCAAUAUAAAAUGCUGUACAUCAGGUUUGCUGUUGAGGUUGUAUGCAUUAUUAUUCAUAUUGGGAGUCUGUCAUCUGCAUGCAAUGCAUGCUGGUCCAGACGAUCUUUGAAGGCACGCCUCACACUCCAUGCUGCCUGAGUCCUCUACUCUGAUCAUCUCCUGGACGUACUUCUCCCAAUUUGCCUAUCCUACCACACUAUUAAAGUAAAUAGUCUGGUAGGUCUAACUAGUCAUUGUAUAUGUAUUAUAUGUUUUGUUAAUGCCAUUUAACAUUGAACAUAUACAUGAGUGCUUGUCCAACUGGGUACCUUUAGUCAAUGCUGGAAAUCUCAUUAUGAAAACUUAUAAGUGUAGUUCUCAAAACCGGAACAGUUUGAAAUAUUGUUAUACCUUUUACUCAUUCUAGCAUACAUUUGCUGAAUUUGUUGGUUAAAUAGUACAAAUAUAGAUUAAGCUUCACUUGAAAAAGUUUUACUUUACAACAUUCCUCCAAUCUCUAAAAUAUUUUCUUGGGGGGCAGGCCAUAUUUUGGUUAUAUGUUGGUUCGACUCAGCCAAACAAAAAACUGAUUCGGGAAAUUAAGAAGAUGAACCAAAAGGUCACAAAAAUGACAAAACAGUGUACUGCUAAGUAUAUAAAUAAUAUUUAUAACAUUUUUCCACCAUAUGUUUCACAGAUCAAAUAUAGGGAAAUACAGGAAGAGCAGUAAAAAAAAAUCUAUAUUUAUCUAUUUUUAAUAUUUUUUUAAUAUAUAAUGCAAAUAUAGAUUUCACUAUAUUGGCAAUUCCUAACUUGAUCUGUGAAUAAAAUUGGUCCCCUAGCCAUCAAUCAUCUUCUUUUUUUUUUUUUGCAUCACUUGCUGAAUACACAUAGCGUGUAUCAGUUGGUUCAUGAUGCAGCUACAUUUCGGACGGAUUUCAAGAAUUCGAUGUACUACAGUUCAUACCAUAACAAAUCUCCAAAUCUAGUGAUCGCUUGCACUGUAUCAGGCUUGCCACUGGUCUUAGUUUAACCUUCUCUCACCAUUCCUGCAGGAGACACUCUCUUGGGUCCCCCAGUCAUGGAGCUCGGAACGGAUCUAGCAAAACAGUAAAUUACACCAAAGAGGACAGGUAA
This is a messenger RNA of Pelobates cultripes (western spadefoot toad), 16745 nucleotides long. The record is from the annotation of a GenBank genome assembly. NCBI's taxonomy places the organism in Eukaryota, Metazoa, Chordata, Amphibia, Anura, Pelobatidae.